GGACGACGCUACGAUUGUGAUCGUCGGAUCGACAGGACACAAGCGCAUUUUGCAAACAAGUGUGUUUCCUCGUGCACACUCUGAGAACGAAAACCCACCGCUACGCCCACUCACACCCGGCGUCAUCCAGCCAUUCUACCGUUGGUCGAUCGAUCGGUCAACUGGAGUGUUGCUUCCUCCCCGUCGACUUCGAUACUUUUUUUUUUUUAAUUCAAUGAAGCUCGCCGUGAGACGCAUACCGCGGUUUGAAUACGUUUUAUCACAACACCAAAUAUGAUGCAUUACGCAGACGAGUUGUCGGAGAUGAGCCCUGAGUUGGCUGCGGGCCACAACAUCGGCUUCGCCAUGCAGAAAUACAUACUGCUACAGAAUCAGCACGAAGAGCUGCGGCAACACAUGCACGAUCUCUGCCCUUCAUAUACCACGUCUUCUACGGCGGUCACGUCGCCUUCGGUUUCGCCGACCCGUUCGUUCAGCGGAAGUCCGUCCAUGCUCUCUCCGUCACCUCCUCGAAGCCACCGGAGAUCAUCGAUGAGAAAUUCGGGAUACCGAUGCUCGCAGACGCAACUAGAGCCGGUCCUUGACGAGUCGCUGAUCGAGGAGAUGGCAGCAGGGGAGCAGAAACUCUUCGACGUGAACGAAGGCAUCAAGCGAGCGCUGACAGAGCUCCUAAACUGCGAAACGGUACGCAAGGACCGGGAAAUGCGAACGUGGGUGCAGACACGGUUGAUGGAUACGGAGAGGGAGUUGCGCAGCGGCCGGAGACGUCGAAGUCACAGCGGUUUCGACUAGGCGGCGGAAACAAAUCGCAAGAAAGACGAGAAGGAGGGCCGUUGCUUGGGCAAUUCCGAGAAUGAAGAAACGACAAAAGGAAAAGAAAAGAACAGGGAAGAGAAGAAAAGCAAACCACUUAACUAGA
Annulohypoxylon truncatum is the source of this 919-nucleotide messenger RNA. RefSeq lists its product as uncharacterized. The record is from RefSeq and is a predicted model, not a curated record. Bases 274 to 792 code for a protein of 172 amino acids. NCBI's taxonomy places the organism in Eukaryota, Fungi, Ascomycota, Sordariomycetes, Xylariales, Hypoxylaceae. The transcript has a single exon.